AUGGCAGUACAAUGGGUUUACGCUAAUGGCUCUUCUUGGGUAUCUCUUGAUAUCACUGCACAACAGCAAAUUGAACAACUCUGGUAUAACAAUACCUCUGCUUGGAUUGAUUGUCGCACAUUCCCCGGUGGGGCAUAUGUCGACUUUGACAAUAUGCAAAUCAAAUUUAACAAUUACGGUUAUGCAAUUGCUCGCCGCUCAAACUAG
Molecule: messenger RNA, 207 nt
Organism: Mucor mucedo
Lineage: Eukaryota; Fungi; Mucoromycota; Mucoromycetes; Mucorales; Mucoraceae
Exons: 1
Coding region: 1-207 (68 amino acids)
Source: RefSeq, a predicted model, not a curated record